Messenger RNA from Cercopithifilaria johnstoni, 735 nucleotides. Lineage: Eukaryota; Metazoa; Nematoda; Chromadorea; Rhabditida; Onchocercidae. The record is from the annotation of a GenBank genome assembly.
AUGGGAUUCGCAAUAAUGUUGGCUGGUGUGACACGUAAUAUUCAAAUUGCUUUAGGAAGUCAUAAUCAUACUGUUCCAAGAUUAGUUUGCGUGAUUAUGCCAUAUAAUCUUAUUCUUGCUUGGACAGAACCGAUGACCGCCAUAUCGAUGUUUGUAGUCAGUAUUGAUCGUUUAAUUUCAAUCAUCAAACCUGUUUUGUAUUUUAAAAAGAUGUUGGAUAUUCAAUAUUAUUUGAUAAUUGGCAGCAAUUUAUUUAUUUCUCUACUAAUAUUUUCAAGUGUAGUUUGUUCGUAUUUAAAUGACAGCAGAAUUCAUUUCUUCUGUUGGACACCAAAUAGUCGAUGUCCAAUAUUCAAUCGGAUUUUCUACGGUACACGCAUUACUGCAGCUAUUGGAAGUAUUAUACUUCAUAUUAUCACAUUGUUUUUUAUGCGACAAUACAACACAAAGAUAGGAGAACAACAGAAUGAUCAAUCAGUUAAGAUUAAUAAGCGUAACUUGAACCUUACAAAAACGGUAGGUUUGUCGUGUUUUGUCACUGCAAGCCUAUACGUUUUGCCUAUGAUUGUGGCAUUCCUUGAGACAAGCGAAGAUAAACUACGAGGUUCUAUUUUCACCACUGUUAUUAUAAUCACAUGUGUAAAUUCCUUCUCGAAAACAAUUAUUAUUGGCUAUCGUUUACAUGAAAUUCUAGAAGGCAUCAUUGAUCUAAUGCCAGGUAUAUUUCAUAGGUAA